AUGGAUAAAUAUACUUUAGUCACAUCUGAUGAUAAAUUCUCUAAGCUAACUCUUAAUGUUGCAAAUUUUCCCAAGUCAAUUAUUCAUUGGGAGAAUUUACUGAAUUAUCUUAUUAACGAAGUUUCACCAAUUAAUAAAUCCAUUGAUAAAAGAAUCUAUAAAUUAAUUAAAAGCACGUAUGAGUCAAUAUUAACAUAUUUUCCAUAUUUAGAAACUUAUCACAUUGAUUAUGCUUUAUUAGAAUUCAAGCUUGGUCAUUUAGCUCAUGUUCAUAAAAUUUUUAAAAAUGGUUUAUUUCAAUUUAAUAAUAAGUCUUUAUUAAUUUGGUUAGAAUACUUAAAGUUUUGUAAUCAAGUCAUUUCCAAUAAUAAAAUAUUAAUAAAAAAAUAUCAAUUAGCAGAAUCAAAUAUUGGAUUACAUUUCUAUUCUGGUGAAUUUUGGAAACUUUAUUUAGAUCAAUUAAAUGAAAGAUGUAUUUCAAAGCAAAAAUAUUUUUUUUGUUUAAGAAAAAUUUUAGAAUUACCAAUUUAUCAUUUUAGUUACUUUUAUUCCAUUUGGUUAAGCCAUAUUGAUUCAUUCAACGAUUUAAAUGAUUUAAAAUUAAUUAUAUCGAAGGAUGAGUUAAGUUCAAAAUUAAAAUUAGAUUUUAAUAAUUUAUCACAUAAAAGAAAAGGUCCAGAAUUGAUUGAACGUAAAAAAAUUAUUAGAAAAUUUACAAAAGAAUUAUAUACAGUGAUUCAAUAUCAGGUAUUACAGAUUCAUUCAUUAUUUGAAUCAAAAUUGGUUGAUAACCAAUUCUAUUCAUCUCCUGAGACACUAGUAUCAAAUUCAAAUAUUAAUGCUUGGAUUUCAUACUUAAACUAUACGAUUAAUUUAAAUAAUGAUUCUCUCAUUGAAUUAAAUUUCCAAAGAUCCUUAUUACCUUUAGCUCAUUAUGAUAUUAUUUGGUUAAAAUACGCAAAUUGGUUUAUUGAUUAUAAAAAUGAUCUUCUAUCUGCGAAGAAUGUUUUAGAAAAAGGUUUAACAUUUGCAUUGAAAAAGACAGCAAUUUGUAAAAUGUUAUAUUCAAUUCUAAUUAAAUUAAAUGAAUUUGAUAAAUUAUUUGAUUUAUUAUCACUAAUUAAAAGAUCUUAUAAUUCACAUAUUGAAGAUGCUGAUGACUUUGAGAUGUUUUGGGAUAAUAUUCAAUUUUUAAUAUUCUUACACAAUAUUGAAAAUAAAAAUACACCCUCGAAUAAUCAGAAAAAGAAGAGUAGAUAUUCAAAUUCAAAAGAAUCUGUUUCAACUCAAAAUGAAAUUGAAAAUCUGAAUGAAAAUCAGCAUCAGAAACAAAUAUUACCAAUUAUUAUUUUUGAUAAAAUUAUGAAAAGACUGAGCUAUUGUGAAAAAAAGAACGGACAAGAAAUUAUUUUAUCAAUGCUAAUUCAAUUGCAGGAUAAAGAAAAUACUAAUUUAAUAGAAGAAAAUAUUUUCAAAUUAAUUAUUGAAUCGAAUUGGAAAUAUUAUCUCAAUAACGGUUCGUUUUGGUAUCUAUAUUCAAGAUUAAUCUUUUUGGAUCCUUCAAGAUCUUAUCUAGACAAAAGAAAAUAUUGUAUAAAUAAUGUUUGGACAAUAGCGAAAAAAUAUAACGAUGAUAAGAAAAAUCAAAUUUUAUUAAAAUUACAAGAAUUUUGUCAUGCUUAUUCUCCUGAAGAUUUAGAUGAAUUGGAAGACUUAUUUUAA
This is a messenger RNA of Henningerozyma blattae CBS 6284, 1722 nucleotides long. RefSeq names its product mRNA splicing protein PRP42 (gene PRP42). Lineage: Eukaryota; Fungi; Ascomycota; Saccharomycetes; Saccharomycetales; Saccharomycetaceae. Gene Ontology annotation, molecular function: protein binding. Gene Ontology annotation, biological process: mRNA 5'-splice site recognition. The transcript has a single exon. Gene Ontology annotation, cellular component: U2-type prespliceosome; commitment complex; U1 snRNP. Bases 1 to 1722 code for a protein of 573 amino acids. The record is from RefSeq and is a predicted model, not a curated record.